Messenger RNA from Linum tenue, 3713 nucleotides. Lineage: Eukaryota; Viridiplantae; Streptophyta; Magnoliopsida; Malpighiales; Linaceae. The record is from the annotation of a GenBank genome assembly.
CCAGAAUCCAAAUAACCAAAGCAGUAAAAAAAAAAAAGGAAAACAGAAACACUCACUGUCUCAAGGAAAAAAGAAAAAGAGAAAACCCUAAAACAAAUUACCAAUCACAAGUUUGUACACACUCUCUCGCUCGUUCUUCGAAAAUCUCCACUGCUCCCCUUUUGCUUGCUCCCCCCGAGCUCUGCAUCUGGUGGAUUCACUGUGGGAUUCCUAGGGUUUCGAUGGUCUGAGAAUUUGCGAGUGGCGAGUGUGUGUGUCUGAUUGUUUUUUUUCCAGGGAGAGGAUCUGUUAGGGAUUUCGUGAAAGAGUUUUGAAACUACCGAGUUUGGUCAUGGCUUCCGCCGACAAGGAGCUCGAGCAACAGCUCGAGGAUGCGGGGAACAAGCUGCUCAACCCUCCUUCUUCCGUCGACGAGCUUCUUCCCCUUCUCGACCAAGUCGAGAGUUAUCUUGUAAAGGUGGAGCAAUCACCUACAAAAUCAAUGCAAAGUGCACUGGUUCCAUCACAAACUGCGUUGAUCACAGACCAGCUCUUUAGGCAUUCAGAUGUGGAUGUUAAAGUUGCUGUGGCUUCUUGCAUCAGUGAAAUAACAAGAAUAACAGCACCAGAAGCUCCUUAUGAUGAUGACCAGAUGAAGGAUGUCUUUCAGCUGAUAGUAUCUUCAUUUGAAGACCUGGAUGACAAGAGUAGCCGAUCAUAUGUCAAGAGAACAUCGAUACUUGAAACUGUUGCUAAGGUCCGGUCGUGUGUGGUGAUGUUGGAUCUUGACUUGGAUGCACUGAUAUUAGACAUGUUCCAGAAGUUCCUCAAGUCUGUAAGGGAUCACCAUCCUGAAAAUGUUAUUUCUUCCAUGGAGACCAUUAUGCAACUCGUCUUAGAAGAGAGUGAAGAUUGCCCCCCGAAACUGUUUUUGCCCCUUUUAGCUAGCGUGAAAAAGGGAAACGAGGAAGUCCUGCCCGUUGCUCGCAAGCUGGUAGAGAGUGUUCUUGCAAAAUGUACUACACAGGUCAAGCAGGGCUUGUCAGCUGCUGUGAAAGCUUUACAGACUUCUUUGGAUGACUACAGUGAUGUUGUUGUUUCGAUAUGCCAAGAUGUUCGUCUCGACGAUAGUGAACCAGCAGAUAAUAAUAAAGUAGAAGGAAGCAAGUCAGAUGGGGCGUUGGUCGAUGAGGCUGCCGAAGCAAAUAAAGAUUUGACAGCAGGAGUUGGUUCUUCUGAAGUACCCACUUCAGCAGGCAAGUCCUCAAAGUCAGUUGUAAGCAAUGGCGUGGCAAAGACAAGGGUAGCUGAGUCCUUGGCUGAAUCAGAUUCCUUGAAAGCCCCUGAGGAGGAUAAAGCCACUGAGGAUACAAAAAGCGAAAAUGUUGAGGUUAAUGUUUCUGUGACCGAGAAGGUUGCUAAAAAGGAAAGCAGGCCAGAGCAGAGUAACAGAAAGAGGGCGAGAAAAGCUAACUCAUCUGCAAAGUUGAUCGGCCGUUCUGAGGGUAAACAUACUGCUGAUGAUAAAGAAGUUGAGAAGCUUCCUGAAGGCAAAAGUCACGGCAUAGAUGCUCCAAAUUCACCUCAUGCAGAUCAAUCUGUGUCAGGCGAUGCUGCUGGGGCUUCUGAAAGUAAGCUAAAAAAUGAUAUGCAGCCUUUGUCCCCUAAAGCUGUGGAUGGCGAGUCCUUGGCUGCUUCUCCAUCUGCGAGUGAAAGCCCUGUUGAUGAAACUCUUGCAAAAAAGGUUGCUCGUUUGAAGAAGAAAGAGGGUUCAGUAAAGGAGCUGGUGCAAUCUACUGAUGAUGUCCAAAAAAGGGCAUCAGAAGGGACAAGCGAUUCAGAAGUGAAGACCACCAAACGCUCUGGUAGAAAGGCACCUUCUGGAACCUCAAACAAUGAUAAAUCGGUAAAGAGAACUGAGACAUCCAAGAAAGAAAGUGGUGGAAGUGAGUUAGACGCCAAACUACUGAAGCAGUCAUCUAAGGCAGAUGAAGGAAGUAAGACUGCAGAAGGAUCUUCGUUAAAGCAGUCUGAAGAUAAGAACCGACGCAUGCGCGGAAAAGCUGUCUCGGGGAAAAAUGUUGCGAAAACUUUACCCAAAGAUGAUGACAAUGAAAAUAUUUCAUCCCUGAAGUCUGCAAUAAAACAAGGGAAAGAAGAACAUCCAAUUGAAGAGACUCCCAAGACAAGUAGCAAAAGGAAACGUGAUGUAGGGAAGUCCGCAGAAAAAGAAGUGGCAUCUGAUGCUAAAGGUUAUGGAGACGAAAUCGUCGGUUCAAGGGUACAAGUAUACUGGCCACAAGACCGUAAGUUUUAUAUGGGCACUGUUCAAUCGUACGAUGCUACCAAAAAGAAGCAUGUGGUUGUUUAUGAUGAUGGCGAUGAAGAAAUUUUAAAUAUGAAGAGACAGAAGUUUAAGUUCAUUAACAGUGAAUCUGGUGCAUCUGAUUCGGAGGAUGAGGGAGAAGCAGCCAAACCUUCAAGUCCCGAUGCUUCAUCUGAGAUACCGGUAAAGAAGAAGGCAAAAACUGAGCAGUCGGCUAAAAAGGAAAAGAUGGAUGCUUCCCCUAAAAGGGGUGGCGGGGCUUCUAGCAAAUCCAAGAGUGUAGCAGCUGGUGGGAAACCAGGUCGGAAACUGAAGGAAGUCGAUGAAACUGAUGCGGAAGAUUCCAAGGCUUCCAAGAAAACAGAGGACGAUAGCGGUGCCAAAACCAAGGAGCCUACCCUCAAGAGUGGAGGUAAAUCAGGUGAUGUUCCAUCUUCCAAAACUCCAGGGAAAUCCAAGACCACCGACGACUCUGUUGCGGCUUCUAAAGCUACUGCAAGUACAAAGUCGAAAGACGAUGGUGGCGCUAGCUCUUCUGCCAAGUUGCCGAAAUCCAAACAAUCAACCAAGAAGACUCCUGGCGGGAGAUCAUCCUCCAAGGCUGAGAGCCCGAAGAUAGCUUCCUCCAUUGCCAAGGGUAAAGGCAUCAAGGGUGGCGCGAAGUCCAAAGCUAAUGGUACAGGGAAGCCCAAAACUGGUUCGGCCAAGGCAAAAGACACUGAGGUGGAAGACAGCUCUGGUGACGAGUCGAUGAAAGAAGAGGAGGAGACUAUCGAGGAUAAACCGUUAUCAAAGGGACAGGCCAGUGAGGCAAAGAGCGGGAAGAAGCGGCCAAGGGGAGGCUAAACUUGAUGAAGAUGGAUGGAUGGAUGUUGUUCCGAAAUUCGGGUCUGAGAGUUGGCGUUCAUGUAGAGAGCAUUAGCAGCAGGAAAGGCAGAAGCUUGGGUUCUUUUUCUCCGUGCAUAUGGAAUUUUUAUGGAGCGAGUUUAAGGGGAGCAUUUUGUAGCGUGGAGUUUUAGCUGUCUUUGGUAUUGUUGAGAUAUCAGAAGCACAGGUGGGUAAGGAUAGUUGGUACUGUUAGGUGGGUCCUUAAUCGCUCUAUUUUAUUAUCUAAUUAAUCAAUGGUUAUUUAAGGGGGACAUAGUACAGUAGAAGAAGAGAGCGUCGGGCUUAGCCAUUGUUGAAUAGAAGCUGAUCUUCUUCCAUUUUCUUCUUAAUCAAUAGAUUAUUUUAGUUUCAGAUAACAAACUUGGUUUCUGUGCAUUCAACUCCUGUCUUGGCUCUGUCUUCGUCUCUUCCGUUGGCGACGAUUUGCAGAGAACCAGUGAGUAGAAGGUUAAUUUAGGAAUGACAAUGGGCAGGUCCGAGGUGGGUUUCUUGGUAUCUAGACCCGUCCGUGGAGGUUUGU